CCACUCAAAGCGCCAAUUCGAACAGUUCAUUUCUAUUCGUCUUGGCGCGCACUUCGAAGUCUCAGCAACAGAUAUUACGGAAUAUCGCGAUCGAUCUAACCGUUUCCCAGAGAAAAAUACAUAUUUAAAAAUAGUAUUGUAAUUUAGUUCAAAAGAUAUAGUAUUAAUUGAUAUAUGUAAAUGUCAAUAGCGUCGUAAUUAUCACUCACUUAAAGUCAGCGUGGCGUUCUUACUACUCUGUUGACAUUACUCAGUAGCGAGGUCAAGCUCUUAAUUGAAUUAUUACUUCGCACAGUGACACACAGUAGAGAAAAGCAACACUAAAAGAAAAGAAUAAAAAAUAAGACGGUCGCUACACAACCGUGGAAGCUAGCGACAGCCGGCGGUUCGUCAGCUGAUGAUGCAUUAAGUGCUGCCGGCAGUGCCAAUCAGCCGCCAACAGCCAACGGGCAAUGGCAUAUCAAGUGAAUAUACCGGCAACCCUACAACGCGACACUUUGGUUGCGCUGCUUUUCCUCAUCAUCCUGCAGGCGUUAAAGGUACGUUGCGAUGCCGCCCUUGUCAACGCCGUUACGCUGAAUGACGACGUUGUUGGAAACCCACUCGCGUUCACAAGUAAUACACCGCCGGAAUCACCACAGUCGCUGCGCACCUGUAAUUCAAUUGAGGUGCGCACAAGAAAGGAUUUUGAAUUGCUAAAGAAUUGCACACGUGUGCAUGGUCAUGUUUGGCUGGCGCAUAUGCAGUUGACGCCGCACGAUGUCGGUGCGCUGAAAUACCUUAGUGAGGUGGAGGAGAUUACCGAUUACCUACUGGUGCAUCGCGUUCAUGGUCUACCUUCGUUGCAUCAUAUAUUUCCACAUUUGCGCCUCAUACGCGGUCGUCGUUUGCUCUUCGACGAGUUUGCACUGGUCAUAUAUGAGAAUCGUGAUUUAGGCUAUUUAGGGCUCGGCUCGUUGUUGCGCAUACAGGCCGGUAAUAUUAGGAUCGAAACGAAUCCAACACUUUGCUAUGUGGAUACCGUGAAUUGGGUGCAGUUGUUGGGCAAUAGCUCACAGCAGCAUUUCUGGUACAAGAAUAAUAAGCUGUACAAUCAUUGUACGCAAUGCAAGCGCACCAGAAAUCAAAUUCUUGUAGAAGAAGACCUGCCGAAUAGGUUGCGUAAGCAUUGCUGGGGCUAUGAUAUUCCACAAGAGCGACCGGCUACGAAUAAUGUUGUCAAUUGUCGCGCGGAGUGCGGUGUUCGUGGUUGUGAUGACAAUGGUAGUUGUUGCGAUCGUAAUUGUUUAAGCGAGUGCGAUGGCAAGCGUUGCAAUUUGUGUGCGAAUCUGAAUCUGGAACGCCAGUGUGUCGACAAGUGUCCACAGAACUAUUAUCAGCAUGAAGAUCGUGAUUGCAUAAGUGCAUCGCAAUGUCAACAAUUGGGUUCAAUACCGUUAGCGGGUAUUUGCAUGGAGAAUUGUCCUAAAAAUUAUUUGAGCACAGUCGAUACAAAGGGAAACAAGAUUUGUAAAUUGCAAUGCUCUGGAAAAUAUACCAUACACACAGCAACCGAUGCGGAAAGCCUGCAAGGCUGUAGUAAAAUAAACGGUUCACUCAUCAUCGAACUGACCGAUAUUAAGACCAAAAUCACUGACUUGGACAACGCGUUUGUUAAUAUUACCGAGAUCACUGGUUAUUUGAAGGUGGUAAACUCACCACAGUUGCUCACGCUAUACUUCCUACGCAAUUUAGUCACCAUACGCGGUGAUGAGCUCGUCAAUGAUUUAUAUGCGCUUGUUGUGCUCGAUAAUUAUCACUUGUCCGAAAUAUGGGCACCAAAUCAAAAUGUUGCCAUACUAAAGGGCAGCAUAUACUUUCAUUUAAAUCCACGCUUAUGUUUAUCUAAAAUACGUGAACUACAAAAAUCGUUGAAAAGCGCCAAACUCAUUACCACGGUGAAUGCUUCGCCACACUCAAAUGGCGAGCGCGUGAUUUGCACCAGUCCCCUUAUUAAUUUAACAGUUACAAUUGAGGAUUACAAUUCUACAGCUGCGCGCGUGAAAAUAGAGACAUUCACUCUGAAUAAUAUACAAAUUAUACUUGGCUAUGUGUAUUUCUAUAAAGAAACGUCGGUGCAAAAUGUAACACUCUAUGACGGAAGGCAUGGCUGCGGUCAUGAUAGCUGGCAUAUGAAAGUGAAUCCCACUAAAAAUAUCCGUUAUAUCAUUACCAAUUUGAAGCCGUACACACAAUAUGCUUACUUCGUCAAAACGCUCACGAUGACCGAUUAUCAUAUACACAUGGAUGCAUAUUCGAAAAUACAAUAUUUUCGCACACUGCCAAGUAAACCUGGACCGGUGAGGAGAAUCUAUUACACAGCGAUUGCUAUGGACAAAAUUGUCUUACACUGGUGGCCACCACGCAAUCCGAAUGGCAUUAUCGAAAAGUACAUAAUUAAUUAUGAAAAGCCACAGAUUGCAAAAGAAAAUGUGACACUCGGUAAUUAUCCAGAUUUGCGUAAAUAUUCUGAAUCCUGUGAUUGUGUUUUCGUAAAUCCAGAGGAUAGUGGACCUUUGCCCUCGGAUGAAAACUAUUAUUUUAAGGAACAAAUCAUUUAUGAAGAAACUUUGCCGAAUUUGAUUUUUGUGUCUCGUAGGAUAGAUAAUGUGCGCGUACGCCGUAAUGCCGACACUAAUAUCUUUAAUGAAAGUCCGAAUUGUAUUGGAAGAAAACUGUCAGUCACGCACAAUACUAUCAAUUCUUUUUUGGAUAAUACAGAAAAACAUUUACGCAUUACACGCAAAAUACUAGAUAGUGAGGCCAAAUCAAAGGAUAAUAAUAAUAAAUUGGAAGAACAAAUGAAUAAAGAUGAUCACGAUCUUGAAGAAGAACAAAGGAGACGAGGUGAAGCCAGCCUUCUUUGGAUACUGGAGCAACAGGAAGAACAAGCACGUAAGUUGCAGGAUACGGGCCCAGACGAUUUUCCAAUUAUCAAGCGGCGACCGGUGUGUCCGAUACGAGAUGCAUCAACACAAUAUCAAUUGCAAAACAAUUGUCGGCCACUGGAAAUAUACGAUGGUAUAAUAACGCCGGGUAACAUACAUUCCUACACUUUGGCUGGUCUGGAGCCCGACCAAACGUAUCGUAUAACAAUACGCGCUUGUGCCACCAAUUUAACAAAUGGUUGCGGCGAAGUAACAAGUAUUUUUGCGGAGACGGUUAGCAAGAGUAUGGAAGAAUUCCUUGAGGGUUUAAGAGCUUUUGAUUAAUAUGAAUAACCAACACUAGCUUCACACAAAUGUAAUUGUAUUAUUGUAGUGAUUAAUAAAUUUAAGUUGUAUAUUAAUUGCUUAUAUUUGAUACAAUUAACUUUAAAUAGCACAGCAUUUAGUUUUGAAUGAUUUGAAUUAAUUUCUUCUAAUAAAAACAUUCAACAAUUUCCGCCUGUAUGUCGAUAA
This is a messenger RNA of Bactrocera oleae (olive fruit fly), 3440 nucleotides long. It is a transcript of the gene Sdr, whose product is annotated as Secreted decoy of InR. NCBI's taxonomy places the organism in Eukaryota, Metazoa, Arthropoda, Insecta, Diptera, Tephritidae. Gene Ontology annotation, molecular function: protein binding. The record is from RefSeq and is a predicted model, not a curated record. Gene Ontology annotation, cellular component: plasma membrane; cell wall.